UCGAGGAUACUGUUCAUAUCCUCGUCUCGAGUUUCACGGAGUAAAUACCUCGUCGCUCACCUCCCUUUCUCCCUUCUCGCAACCAAAACCCUAAAAGCAGUCCAUCACCAUGGCCUCAUCAUCACCGUCCAACUCAUCAUCAGACCACUCAUUGUUCUCCAUCUCGCUCCUUUCCCUCUACCUGAUCACUCCAAUGACGUUUCUCUCCCUCCAAUUCUUCCAAGCCCCGUACGGCAAGCACUUCCGGCCCGGGUGGGGCCCAUCUUUGCCACCCUCCAUUGCAUGGCCCACCAUGGAAUCACCCACCCUCUUCAUCCCCCUCUCUCUCUUCCCCUUCGGCCAAAACCGCUCCAACCCCAUCGCCGUUGCCCUCAUCUCCUUCUACCUUCUCCACUAUUUCCACCGCACGUGCCUCUACCCCCUCUACCUCAGGCCCGCACGUGCCUCCGCACGUGCAACCUUCCCCCUCAUCAUCGCCUUCUUGGCCUUUGUCUUCAACCUCCUCAACGCCUACCUCCAGACCCGAUGGAUCUCCCACUACGCGGAUCUCGAGAAUCCCGGAUGGUGGUUUUGGGGGCGGUUUCUGGUGGGAUUGGCAGUUUUCGUUAGCGGUUUUGUCUUGAACGUACGGUCGGAUUUGGCUCUGGUGAGGCUGAAGAGGGAGGCAGGCGGAGGGUACAAGGUGCCACGUGGCGGGAUGUUUGAGUUGGUGAGCUGUCCGAACUAUCUGGGCGAGGCGAUAGAAUGGUUGGGCUGGGCGCUGAUGACGUGGAGCUGGGCCGGCCUCGCGUUCUUCCUGUAUACGUGUGCGAAUCUGGUGCCGAGGGCGAGGGGUCAUCGACGGUGGUAUUUGGAGAAGUUCCCGGAAGAGUAUCCCAAGUCGAGGAAGGCGAUCAUACCGUUUGUUUACUGACAGGUUUGAAUCAACGGCUGUGGUGAUGUUUGCAGGUUUUAUUAAAAAUCCUUUGGGAUCCUA
Magnolia sinica is the source of this 976-nucleotide messenger RNA. RefSeq names its product steroid 5-alpha-reductase DET2. Bases 110 to 913 code for a protein of 267 amino acids. Gene Ontology annotation, biological process: brassinosteroid biosynthetic process. Gene Ontology annotation, molecular function: 3-oxo-5-alpha-steroid 4-dehydrogenase activity. The transcript has a single exon. Gene Ontology annotation, cellular component: membrane. NCBI's taxonomy places the organism in Eukaryota, Viridiplantae, Streptophyta, Magnoliopsida, Magnoliales, Magnoliaceae. The record is from RefSeq and is a predicted model, not a curated record.